Molecule: messenger RNA, 1291 nt
Organism: Leptopilina heterotoma
Lineage: Eukaryota; Metazoa; Arthropoda; Insecta; Hymenoptera; Figitidae
Product: monocyte to macrophage differentiation factor 2
Exons: 5
Coding region: 323-1093 (256 amino acids)
Cellular component (GO): membrane
Molecular function (GO): pore-forming activity
Source: RefSeq, a predicted model, not a curated record
GAGGAUAAAUAAUCCGUUCGUCAGCUGAAAGGUAGCCUUUCGUUAAUUCCGAGCAAAUUAACAUAACAAUGGAUGGACCGUUUUUACAUCAAUUGAUUACAGCACCUGUAAAAAAUGUUCUCAAAUUACAGCGAAUCAAGAAUUUCAUCAUCAUUGAAUGAUUUCAAAAGAUGCGUGAGGUGCAUGCUUCAGGGGAAUUUUUAUUGAUGUGGACAGGAUUCACUGAAUGGCUAAGUACACGACUGACAUUAAUAAUUUUGCUCAGAGUCACGGAUGUAUUUAUCUGCAAUGAUUUGAGAAAUGGAAUAUUUUUCGUCUGCGAAUGAUAUAUAAGCAAAAUCUUGUACAAUGGAAGAACCCAAGAUCUUGUACGAACGAGGCUUACACUCCCACAUUUGUGGAGCAUGUGGCAAAUGUAAUCACCCAUGGAAUUUGGAUCAUACCUUCAUUGAUUGCAGCAAUAGAAUUGUUACAACGUUCCAUGACAUGGACACAAUUUUUGUCUGCUACUAUUUAUGGAACAUCUUUGCUUCUUGUCUUCACUGUGUCAACCUUUUUCCAUUGUGUCCAUUAUCAUAAGCAAAAUGGACAAUUAAAAGACGCGCUUCAUCGAUUUGAUCGUGCGAUGAUCUACAUUUUUAUAGCUGCCACAUAUUUUCCCUGGUUAAACAAUGAGCGCUUCCAAACGCAUGUAACUUUGUCUACAAUGAGAAUUUUAAUAUGGAUCAUGGCAAGUCUCGGUAUUCUCUAUCAACAAAUAUUCCACGAGCGAUAUAAAAAGCUUGAAACUGUUUUUUACUUAGUUAUGGGUGUAGGACCCAGUAUAGCAAUUGUCGAUAUUAAUGAAUAUAACGAUAUAAUAGAGCUCAAAAUGGGAGGAUUAAUGUAUAUAAUAGGAAUAAUAUUUUUUAAAUCUGAUGGACGAAUUCCUUGUGCCCAUGCUAUUUGGCAUAUGUUUGUUGCCUCAGGAGCUGCUUUUCAUUAUUUUGCAAUUUUAAAUAAUCUUUAUCCAAUGGCUGACGAUGAUAAAGGCUCCAAAACUCUGACAAAUCCUAUUUUAACCAAUUUUAUAGAAUCUCAUUUAGAACUUUAAAAUUUCUAGGUGUCUUAAAAUCUCCAAUUUUAAAUCAAUUUACAAAUCAAUAUCGAUUGAUAUUUUAAAUUUUAUAUAUUUUAUAAGCAUGAUAUUAAAAUUUUUGAGAAUAAACGCAGUAGAAUUCUCAAAAACUAUAUAAGAAAAAAAAAAAAAAAAAAAAGAAAGAAACAUCACUGCUAAAUAAAGUGCCACUGA